GUUGUGCGUUUGUUGUUGGUGGCACGGGCUAACGCGACUGGAGCCGUUGGAAUUUGCUGUCUACGUGGCCAUCACAAAGCCUUACAAUUGCUCUUAGAAGCUGGGGCUGCUAUGGACAGGUGCAACAGCCAGGGUGAGACGACUCUCUGGCUUGCGUGUGAGCACGGUCAUGUUGAAGCUGCCCGGCUGCUUUUGCAGAAUGGUGCGGGCAGAGGCCCUUCACAGCACGACUGCAAACGACUGAUUGCAGCGCAUGGUAGCCGUCUGCAGAUCCAGCAGCUAUUGCGGGAGGCUGGCACGGGCACUGAUUGGAACAACCAUGUGGGUGAACUGCUUCUGUGGCUUUCAUGCGAAGAUGGGCAGGCGGACAUGGUGCGCCAACUGUUGACAGAGGGAGCCAGAGUAGAUUGGUCCAAUGGUUUCGGGGAAACGCUUCUUGGGCUUGCUCGUGAGAACGGACAUGAGGAACUUAUGCACUUGCUGACCGCGGCCAGUUCAGAUGCAGAUGCACCAGGGCUCCAUGUUAGACAUGAUGGAUAUCGCACCUUGGGGACUCAAGCUGGAACCUGA
Molecule: messenger RNA, 570 nt
Organism: Symbiodinium pilosum
Lineage: Eukaryota; Dinophyceae; Suessiales; Symbiodiniaceae
Source: the annotation of a GenBank genome assembly